This is a messenger RNA of Dothidotthia symphoricarpi CBS 119687, 2136 nucleotides long. Its product is annotated as F-box/WD repeat-containing protein-like protein lin-23. Gene Ontology annotation, molecular function: protein binding. The coding region runs from base 1 to 2136 and encodes 711 amino acids. The transcript is spliced from 2 exons. The record is from RefSeq and is a predicted model, not a curated record. NCBI's taxonomy places the organism in Eukaryota, Fungi, Ascomycota, Dothideomycetes, Pleosporales, Dothidotthiaceae.
AUGCAUCGCAGACCGUCCAUCCUGUCGUACCGCCCGAAGACCUCUUCUGCUGCCGACGACGAGUCUGCCCAGGCGCCGUCCUUUGACCGCGCCAUGAAGCGAACCGCCAGCCAGACCUUCAACACGCACUACCCGGACAUGCGGGACGCCGGCGUGGCCCUGGAUGCUGUCAACGAAGGCGCCAUGGCUUUUGACAGCGCCAGCUCUCAGCAUUCACACUCCAGCACCAUUUCACGCGCGCUGGGCGCUGUCACGGGGCCUUUCACUCGCCAGAAAGCCCGCCGUCGCAUGUCGUCCUUCUCCUCGGCCACUACUUCUGCUCCACGUCGUCGUGGCUCGGUGCAGUCGUACAUUGAGUCGGCCACAUCCCCGAGCUCAACCCACAAGGCCUGUUCCGAUCCCCAGCGCGCACCCCUGCACCACCAGGACUCUGGCAUCCCUUCCUUCGCACCGCAAUCUCCGCAAAGCCCGGCGUCCAAGGCCUUUUCCUUCAAGCGACUCAGCACCGGCAUGAGCAGGCGACGACCGACUGUGUUUGGCGCCCCUGGCGUUGUCGACAGGAUCAGCUCCUCUCCGUUGCCUAUCCCAUCCGCGCCCGGAAGCGCUGCGAGACAAGCCGCUGCUGCCGCCAACCAGGAUCGCCUGAACCAGCUGCGCCGCGAGCAGGAGCACACUCAUCGCUUCCUCAAUGGGCUCAUCCCCACUAGUGUGUCGCGAGACGAGGAGAUGAAGGACAACGAGAGCGGUGUCGACAUGACAUGCGCCUCGCCUAUUGUUCGUGCCGAUAGUGUUACCGAAAAGAAGAAAAUGAUCGAUCCCUUCCAACGCCUUCCCGCUGAACUCGCAACUGCCGUCCUGUCAAACCUCGACGCCACAUCGUUGGUCGCUGCCGAGCGUGUGUCUCGCUCAUGGAACGAGCAUGCCACAUCAAUGCACGUCUGGCGCGACGUCUUCCUCCGCGAGUACGAGCCACCAGUCCAUGUCACUCCGGCCCCAAUACAGAUGGGCGGGCUCGGCAUUGGCCAGUCCAGCAAUGGCAAGCCAAUCCCCGCACAAGACUGGAAGGGAAUGUUUGAGGCUAGGCGAACCAUCAACCACCGAUGGAAGACCGCCAAGCCUGCCGCCAUCUACAUGAACGGCCACACCGACAGCGUCUACUGCUGCCAGUUCGACGAGAAGAAGUGCAUCACUGGCUCGCGCGACCGGACAAUCCGCGUGUGGGACAUGCAGACGAACAAGUGCCUCCGGGUCUACGGCGGCCCAAACCACCGCCCCAACCCAAACACUCCCCCUCCUAUGGAGGAGCGGCCAGAGAAGGUCUUGAGCCAUCCAUCGCUGAACGGAACACGGGCUGGUAACGACAUCUACCGUGUUCCUUCCGAUUACCAUGAUGCAUCCAUUCUGUGCCUACAGUACGAUGAAGAGAUCAUGGUCACGGGAUCUUCCGACUACACCUGCAUCGUCUGGGACAUCACCGGUGAGGACUUCCGACCCAUGUACCGCCUCCAGGGCCACGAGGCUGGCGUGCUCGACGUCUGCCUCGACAACAAGUACAUCAUCUCGUGCUCCAAAGACGCCAUGAUCAAGGUCUGGGACCGCAAGACGGGCGCCUGCAUCCGUACGCUCAAGGGUCACCGCGGCCCCGUCAACGCUGUCCAGCUGCGCGGCAACUUCCUUGUCUCCGCUAGCGGUGACGGCUUGGCCAAGCUGUGGAAUUUGCAGACGGGCACCGCGAUCAAGGACUUUCCCUCGGAGGACCGCGGCCUCGCUGCCGUAGAGUUUUCCGACGACGCAAAGUACGUACUCGCGGGUGGCAACGACCAUGUUGUGUACAAAUUCGACGCCGCUACGGGUAGCCUUGUGCACAGCCGUGUCAAGCACGAGGGGCUCGUCAGGUCCCUCUUCUUGGAUGCGUUCAAUGGCCGCAUCGUCUCCGGCAGCUACGACCAGAGCAUCCACGUGUCCGACUACACCACUGGCGCAACCUUUGCGACGUACAAGAACUGGACCACAAGCUGGAUUCUCUCCGCCAAGAGCGAUUACCGUCGCGUGGUCGCCACUAGCCAAGACGGAAGGUGUCUAAUCCUCGACUUCGGACACGGUGUCAAAGGCGCAGAGAAACUCAUUGGAAACUGA